Messenger RNA from Coccinella septempunctata (seven-spotted ladybird), 874 nucleotides. Its product is annotated as helix-loop-helix protein 1-like. Gene Ontology annotation, molecular function: DNA-binding transcription factor activity, RNA polymerase II-specific; RNA polymerase II cis-regulatory region sequence-specific DNA binding; protein dimerization activity. The transcript is spliced from 2 exons. The coding region runs from base 33 to 386 and encodes 117 amino acids. The record is from RefSeq and is a predicted model, not a curated record. NCBI's taxonomy places the organism in Eukaryota, Metazoa, Arthropoda, Insecta, Coleoptera, Coccinellidae. Gene Ontology annotation, biological process: regulation of transcription by RNA polymerase II.
UUAACAACAGAAGGAAAGAACUUCAGACACAAAUGAGGGACGGAAACUAUAAAACGAUGAUGAAUGGUUCUUCAGAUUGUCGUGAAAUACUACAGAUAAUAACCUCAUGCAACAAUAUAGUCAACAAAAAAAGAGAAAAGAGUUCCACUAAUGACUCCUCAUCCUUAUCUAGGGAAGAAAGACGUCGAAGACGUAGGGCUACCCAGAAAUACCGCACUGCACAUGCAACAAGAGAACGAAUAAGGGUGGAGGCUUUCAAUGUGGCAUUUGCUGAGCUUCGAAAACUGCUUCCUACAUUACCUCCAGAUAAGAAACUCAGUAAAAUAGAAAUAUUAAGGCUAGCAAUUUGUUAUAUAGCAUAUCUUAAUCAUGUUCUAGAAGCAUGAUAGUUAUUUCCAAAUAUUUAUUUAUUGAGAAUAUUUUAGUACCUACCAGCAGCGUAUAUAGCCGAUAUUUUCUGGUCGGGGGGAGGUAGGGGCGACACGCUCACCCUAUGGAAUGAUACUUUGGUAUAAUUCACUUUCCUUAAUUAAUAUAUACGACACUGGUACCUACUAGGUAUCUAAAAUAGUUUUAUAAUUAUUUCGGUUCCGAUUCGUGAAGAAUUGGUUCCACUAAUUGUUUGGAGACCACAAAAUUUUCUCCUCUUAGUAUUUCGAAAUGGACAUUUAUUUUAUUUGUUAUUGUAUUUAUUGAAUGAAUAAUGUUGGAAGAAUGGCACGAAGAUUGUAAGGAUUCUCAAGAUGAAUUGCAAAAUAUGAAAGAAAUUAUGUUGUAAACCGAAAUUCUUCUUUUUAUUGCUUCAAUGUUUUAUCCUUUCAUCAUCCCGAGCCAACUGAGGAAUAAAUAUAACAAUGUGGAAUACACAUACCUU